Messenger RNA from Morchella importuna, 612 nucleotides. RefSeq lists its product as uncharacterized. The transcript is spliced from 4 exons. Gene Ontology annotation, cellular component: NatC complex. The record is from RefSeq and is a predicted model, not a curated record. Gene Ontology annotation, molecular function: protein-N-terminal amino-acid acetyltransferase activity. Bases 1 to 612 code for a protein of 203 amino acids. Lineage: Eukaryota; Fungi; Ascomycota; Pezizomycetes; Pezizales; Morchellaceae. Gene Ontology annotation, biological process: N-terminal peptidyl-methionine acetylation.
AUGGUACAACUAGUCCCCUACAGCACCGCAGACCCCACAAAGAUCGACGCAAUCCGCGCCUUCGUCAUCAAAACCGACCCAACGCUCCCCUCCAACAUGUGGCUGUACCGCUGCACCCUCCAUAGUUGGCCCCAGCUGUGCUUUAUGGCAAUGGACGGAGAAGCAAUCGUCGGGGUUGUGAUAUCGACCGUCCAGAUACACCACAAUAACAUGCUCCGCGGCGGGAUAAUGCUCCUCCUCGUAAGGAAAGACUACAGAAGCUGCGGUCUCGGAAGAAGACUCGUAGCACAGGCCGUAGAGUCCCUCAUUGAUGCUGAUGCCGAUGAGAUCUCGAUAGUCACAAAAACCACCAACACCAACGCCAUUAAGAUCUACGAGCGACUGGGCUUUAUACGCACCAAGCUCUUGCCAAACGGUGGUGGUGGCCAGAGCUGGAGGAUGAUGCUGCUACUGGAGCCGCUGACGGAAGAGCUGUGGGAUUGUAGCUCGGAGGAUUGUGCGGAGGCGUGUGGUUGUGGGUUGUUUUCGGGUAGUGCGGGUAGUCUGAGCUCGUGUAACUCGGGGUGCGAUCAUGAGAAUGGUCAGCAUGAGACUUCUUAUAGGACCACUUAG